This is a messenger RNA of Penaeus indicus, 2710 nucleotides long. RefSeq names its product parathyroid hormone/parathyroid hormone-related peptide receptor-like. The coding region runs from base 263 to 2710 and encodes 815 amino acids. The transcript is spliced from 13 exons. The record is from RefSeq and is a predicted model, not a curated record. Gene Ontology annotation, biological process: adenylate cyclase-modulating G protein-coupled receptor signaling pathway; cell surface receptor signaling pathway. Gene Ontology annotation, cellular component: plasma membrane. Lineage: Eukaryota; Metazoa; Arthropoda; Malacostraca; Decapoda; Penaeidae. Gene Ontology annotation, molecular function: G protein-coupled peptide receptor activity.
GGGAACUGAGAGCGAGAGGGUGUGUGAAUAUUCGUGAACAUCAAUUAUAAACUCUUUUUAAAAUGUAGAGGCAAAAAAACUAACACGUCUACGAAUGAUGUAGACUAAUACAUAGAAAUAUAAGGAAAAAAAAACAGUAGAGUAGUUUCGAACUCAUAGCACGCUCGAAUAAACUAAGGCAAAGACGAGGACAAGUGCUUGAAUUCGAACGAGUGAUCACAAUGCAGUGAGAGAAAACGAAGAAAAAAAAAGUGCGACGAAAAUGCAUUUACUGGCAACUCUCCUUCCGGCGUCCUGUUUGGUGUUCCUCGUCUCGCCACCAUGUCACGCUCGAGAGAGGCGAGUGUCGUCCCCGCCGUCCAGAAGCAACGACUUGAAGGACGACCUCGACUUCGACUCGGCAGAUCGUGGGUCCUCGAGGAUCUUCAUCGAGGACGACCCUUGUCCUCUCCUUCCCCUUGAGGAUCAGAAGGAAGGCGAGGAGAAGGACGGCGAUAAAUGCCGAGGUUUUCUUCGAGGGCGACCUCGAGCCACGUCGGCCUCGACCUCCAGUGACGACGACCUCUCCCUCGAGAACCAGGUCGUCGGAGGUCAAAGGUCACAGGUCAAGAGGAGUAGGAGGAGAGGAAGAGACACCGAUGAUGAAAGAGGAGGAAGAGAGGGAAGUGAAGGAGGAGAAGAGGGAGAGGAGAUAAACGAGGGAAUGGAAUUAAUUGAGAAGGAUGUGGCGGAGGAGACCGAGCGUGACCUUAGUGAGAACCUGAGGGUCACACGUAGCGAGAUUGACCUUGAAGAAGAAGAAGGUCAGAAGCUGUGUAGGUCGAGGACGAAGCUCCUCCCACCGGACCUAUUUGAGGCGGACACAUGCGCCCUCUGCUACCACUACAUGAGGAACACCGAACUCUUCGUGAAUAAAUGGAGAAGCGUCGAGGUGGAGAGGAACAGCUGGGAAGAAGGAGGAGAAGAUACGACUCGAGCCUAUAGCAUCAACGUCCUGGAGACUCCGGAAGGCUCCUUGGUCGAGGCCAACGUCAGUUCAGAGAGACAACUUUCGUCCUUCAAAGUAGAAGAAGGAAGAGAAAAAUGGCGAACUUGUUGUCGGGCGGCGGUUUUGUGUUGCCGACAGAUGAUGGACGAACCGCAGUCUGCAGGCUACUGCCCGAGCACCUGGGACGGCUGGCAGUGCUGGCCGGCGACGUCCCCGGGCGAGGAGGCGAAGAGGCCCUGCCCGCCCUAUGUCUACUUCGGGAAGCCGUCGUCGUGUCCGAAAAUGGCCACCAAGCAGUGCACUUCCGCCGGCACCUGGUUCAGCAUAACCGAACGCGACGGCCGACUUCGCGAGUGGAGUAACUAUUCCUCGUGCGGUGACCCGGACAAGAUCUCCUCUCGUCUCUACGUGCACAUCACGGCUUACAGCAUCUCGGUCGCUGCUCUCCUACCCGCGCUCUGCAUCUUCAUGUCUUAUAAGCAGUUGCGUGUUCACCGCAUCACGUUGCACAAACAUCUGUUCAUCAGUCUACUCUUGGAAGCAACAAGUGUCAUUACGCUAAAACUUUUGCAACUGCGUAGAAAUGACCUAAUUGAAAAGAACCCAGCCUGGUGCAUCGGCCUCAACCUCCUUACCAAGUACACGAGCCUCAGCAACUACAUGUGGUAUCUGUGCGAGGGUUACUAUCUCCACAAACUCCUCGCGUCCGCUUUUGCCGAACAGAACAGUCUCGUCGUGUUCUAUUUGAUCGGAUGGGUGUUUCCUCUCCUGCCCCUGAGUAUAUACGUCGGGGUUCGAGCCUACUGGAAGGGGAGCAAAAACUGCUGGAUUCUGCCCAUGGACGACCUUGACUGGAUUAUUAACCUCCCGCCUCUCCUCGCUCUGCUGAUCAACAUUUUCUUCGUGGUAAACAUCAUCAGGAUUCUCGUCGGGAUAAUGCGAGCGCCAAAUGCCAACGAGCCUACUCAAUAUCGCAAAGCGGUGCGAGCCACAAUGAUGGUGGUCCCUCUCGUAGGCCUACAGUACAUAGUCACCAUAUAUAGGCCUAGAGCAAAAGGCUGCGACUGGCUUAAUGUUUACCAGAUCCUCAACAGCAUUAUAGAAGGAAGCACAGGGGCCGUGGUGGCUAUAAUAUAUUGCUACACGAACGGCGAGGUGCGGACUCUGCUGCGGCGCUCGUGGGUGCGGGUGCAGGAGCGGCGCGCCCCCCGCGGCGGCGGCCCGCGGGAGUCCAUGGCGGGGCGGUCCCGCAGCUUCUCCACGAUGCACACGACGCUGAUCGACCCCGCGCCCCUCGGGCCCUUCAACCCCCACAACCCCUCCAUCGGCUCGCUGGCCCUCGGCGUGGGCCACGGCGCACCCGGGGACGUCGAGGGCCACUGCCACGGCCUCGGCGGGUCGAGCGGGAGCGUCGCGCCCCUGGUGGAGGGCGGCCCGGCCGGCGGUGGCCUCAGAGGCGCCUCCGCCGCCUCCCAGACGUCGAUCCUAGCGGAGGACGCGAGGGGCAAGGGCAACGCCCCGGGCUCAGGGGAGAGGAACGGCAGGAACAACGGGUCGUGCGUCCAGGCCAGCCCCAGGGAGGGCGGGGCGAGGGCGCAGGGGGGCGGCGACAGGGGCGGGGCGGAGGGGGACUCCCGCGAGCCCGUGGUGGUGUUCAGCAAAGACGCCGCGAAGGUGGACUUCUGCGCCAACGGCCGCGUGAGGGCCGGCGACGAGGACUGA